AUCUCACCGACCCGAGGAGAAGCUUCAUCCAGCACGGACAGACCUGUUGUGCUGAGAGCACAUUGCGAGUGCAUGGUGGUGGUGAGGGCAGGCGAGGUGCCAUCUGUGCCGGACCUGCGGGCGCUGCUGGGGGAGCGGGUCAGGCAGCAGGCAGAGCGAGGGAAACUGAGCUACAGGCAUUCGGAUGGCAAAGAGCUGGGUGCGGUUUCAGGCAAGGAUGAUCUAGGGGAGAUGUGGCAGCAGCUGACAGAUGGUGGGCUGACGCUCUGCUGCCAGGACUCGGACUCCCACUCGGGCAGACCUGUCCUCUACCGGAUGCUGGCUCAACACUCUUACCUGGCACAGGGACCGGGGGACCUGGAGUUCAGCAAGGGAGAUGUGCUGGAUAUUCUCUCUGAAGGUAGCUCUCCAGUGCUGUCGCAGGCUGUACAGGGGCAGGCUUUCGGAAUCUGCUGCAGGGAGGGACUGGGGAAUAGCUGGCCUCUCCAGUGCUGUCUCAGGCUUGUACUCUCAGGAGUGAAUGAGGACUGGCUCGAAGGAUGCUGCAAUGGCAAGACCGGCAUCUUCCCCAAAUGCUUUGCGACCCAGACCAGUGGUGGUGCUGCCUUCCUAUAG
Balearica regulorum gibbericeps (East African grey crowned-crane) is the source of this 615-nucleotide messenger RNA. The record is from RefSeq and is a predicted model, not a curated record. Lineage: Eukaryota; Metazoa; Chordata; Aves; Gruiformes; Gruidae.